Prunus avium (sweet cherry) is the source of this 3327-nucleotide messenger RNA. NCBI's taxonomy places the organism in Eukaryota, Viridiplantae, Streptophyta, Magnoliopsida, Rosales, Rosaceae. The record is from RefSeq and is a predicted model, not a curated record.
CAGAACUCAGAACAGUACUUUAAUUUUAGAUUUCGUUUCAGAACUCAUACAUUAUCAUUUUCGCCGCUUUAAAACCAGACCUAGCAAACUGGUGGUCUAAGUCUCCCUCCCCCCAUCCACACGUGAAUUUCAGAUCUCCUCCUCCUCUUCAGAAAACUUCAUCUCAAGCCAUGCCUCUAAUGAAAGGAAGAAUUCCUUUUUUAAUUCCCAAGAAAUCCUCCAGUGGUUUUCUCCUAUUCUCAUCUCAUGAAAUCAAGAAAGGGAAGAUCGAAGAUUGGUUCUAUCGACUAGCGCUGGAGGAAGAUUUGAAAUUCUCCCCUUCAAUAUUUCAAAUUCAGAUAUAUAUACAUCCAAUUUUAUUUGCUGAUACAUUCAGAUCUAUCACUUAAAAUCCUAAUUUAAUUUCCUUUUUUUUUUGCUUUUGUUCUUGUCAGGGAAGAUAUGAAGAUCGAUCCAGAGGACAUCAAGAUGUAUUUCUUGGGCUUGGUACAUAAUUAUCUCUCCGGAGGACAUCUCUUGGGCUUGGAGCCCAUUCGAACUGGGCUACACAGCCCUUCUUCCUCUAUCACAAGCUCCCAACGGCAGUCCCUUUUCACCCGACCACCCCAAGCUAAACUCGCUCCGGAGACCUCCACCUCCAUCCCCAGAACAGAAAGCAAGCUCCGAAAGCCUUGAAAUUUGGUAUGCGAGACCAAAAAAAAAAAUCACUUGACAGUAGAGCAGAAAUAGCAAUUGGGGUUGAGUCCAACCUCUAAAACGCAGCGUUCUGAUCUUCUCUCUCCUAUGCACUCCUUCAUCUGAGAAAGUAACCUCUCCUUAAACCUUAUUCAGUUAAUUGCGUAUGAAUUGGGAGCAAUUUGUGUUCCACUGUUGGGCAACAAAGCAUUAUAGCUUCAGUCUUUAGUAUUUCAGACAAAAACAAAAAUCACUUGACAGUAGAGCAGAAAGAGCAAUUGGGGUUGAGUCCAGCCUCUAAAACGCAGCGUUCUGAUCUUCUCUCUCCUAUGCACUCCUUCAUCUGAGAAAGUAACCUCUCCUUAAACCUUAUUCAGUUAAUUGCGUAUGAAUUGGGAGCAAUUUGUGUUCCACUGUUGGGCAACAAAGCAUUAUAGCUUCAGUCUUUAGUAUUUCAGACAAAAACAAAAAUCACUUGACAGUAGAGCAGAAAGAGCAAUUGGGGUUGAGUCCAGCCUCUAAAACGCAGCGUUCUGAUCUUCUCUCUCCUAUGCACUCCUUCAUCUGAGAAAGUAACCUCUUCUUAAACCUUAUUCAGAUGAUGCGUGUUGUUAACCGUCUUCUGUCUGCAAGCAAAUGGAGCAAAAGGAUUGACAUUUCUCCCAACUUUGCUGCUGCUCCAUUUAGGGUUGGGCAAAAUCGGGUCUAUCUACAUGACCAAGAGAGGUUUUGUCCUGGCAGUUAUGGUGGUUUAUUUGCUACGCCUUACGUAAUUUUCAAGCGCAAGGAAGGUGAUACUCUCCCACGGCAUGUAUACCACGGGACCUACUGUGGCCUUCCUGUUGCUGUACAUUAUAUGAAGAAUUCCGAUGCAAGAGUGCAGAAGUGGCUUGGUUUUCAAGACAUCUGCAAUUCAGGCUUUGUGCUAUCUGUCAGAGCAUUAUACCACACUUCAUAUGGCCUUACGAUUGUCUUUACUGAGCCGGUAGAGUCAUCGCUUUCAUCUUGGGUUGCAAUGAUGAAGAGGGACCAAAUGCCAUUUACCGAUCCAAGUGGGUAUAUCAUUCCUUUCCUCAGUUCAGUUUACAGGGAUGUUCUCACGUCAAUGAUUCAUAUUCGUGAUUAUAUUGGAUUGAUGCAUGGGGAUGUCACCCUGGAUAAUAUAUGGUUAAGAAAAGGAACCGCGGUAUUAGGCUGUCCGAAUGUUUCAUGUGGAGUCACUGAUACAGAAAUGCUUGAAGAUGUAUUUGACACCAUUCAUGAUGUAUUUCUGCCCAAGGAGCUAGAUUUCUUCUGCAGGAUCUUGAACAACGAUGUCACUGUCAUGUUGUCUUUAUGGUUGCAUAGCCCUUUCUUGAAGACACAUACAGAGAAGAUGAGAGCCAGGUUUUUGUUUGUGCGACUCUUUUUUGACAGUUCCAAUGGUGUUGCAAGGGAGAAUGCAAUAAAUGUAUACAAGAGUUAUUGGGAUAGCUUCUUUGCAAAUGAAGCUGAAUUUGAGGUGAUGUGGCAUCGUCAAUUGAGAGCUCAGAAUCCUAUCACUACUAAGAGACUUAAUCUUGUUACUAAUGAAGAAAUAAAAUAUGCGGUUAGAUUCAUCAUUCCUAAGUGGAUGGUGGAUGGACAUCCCAUCCACUUUCUCAUUACUGUGAGAAAUUGUGCAGAGCAUGGCACACAUUUGGAGAGUGAAGAAUUUUUUGACUUGCAUGUGAGUGCAGUUUGGCCUGAGCAUUUAUCUAUGCUAAGCCAUUUGGUAUCCUUACGUCACCUUGAAUUAUUCUUGUCAUCAUUCACAGCCUUUACUUUGAAAGGUUGUUAUUCUUGUAUCAGUGCUACAUCAGUGCUACAUGUAAGUAUCUAAUUCCAUUUCAAUUUUUUUUUGGGUUAUGAAAAAGAGAAGAGAUUGGAGAGCAGACAAAGCAAGGCCUUGAAGAACAAGAAGGGGGAGAUUCAUAUUGUUGAUUUUAAAAUUGAAUGAAGGAAUUCUACCUUUUGAUAAAACCUUAUUCGUUUUUGUGGAAUUUAAAAGUACUGAGAGAUGACUUUGAACACUUUUCAAUCAAUGUGGGUUGUUUUGUUUAUCAUUCUGCUAUGAAUUACUAGCAGUUUUAAGAGCUAAGGGAUGCUUAAUAUCAUAUUUUCUUGGAAAUAGAGAUGCAUUUGCUAAAUACCAUCCGGAAAGAAUUGGAUUGGUAGACUGCCUAUCAGACUUCGCUUUGUGUCUGUUCACCAAUAUACUUAAACACCUUAUCCUUAAUUGCCAACGUACCUGUAAGGUGGGUCUUUGUCCACUCUGCAUAUUAUUAAGUUUGGUUGGGACUUCGCAGUUGUCCACGUUUUAGAAUCAUGCCAUCAUAACACUUUGAGAGGACUUUGUUUUGUGCACAAGAGGUGGUCGUUGGUUGAUCCCACCUCUGCAUUAUCUGAAAUGUGCUUCAGGAAAGCCCAUAGCUGAUGCAGAUGGGUCAAAUGCCUGCCUAAGUAAAAUUUGCAGGAGUUGUGAGCUUUUUUCAGCUGUCAGCAUAGCAUUUUUUGUAUAAUAAGUUCACUCCUAAUCUGAAUUUAUGCAUUUCUAAAUCUUAAGCAUUGUUCCUUUAUUAGAGCUGUCGCGGCUGAAAUUUGUGAAGAGCUUUUUACUCCCAUUCCUCCUCA